UUAACCCCUCACCUCCAAACAAAAAGAAUAUUCUUACCCAAGGUAGUUAAAAAAUGGAAGCAUCCUAGUAUAUAUAGUUACGUUAUGAGACUAGGCUUUUAGGUCGGUCACUACUCUCUCUUCAUUUCCAUUUCCUCCUUGCCCCUCAACUUCUCCAAGAAGCAAUGGAAGGCAUCAAUGGUUGGUUGUCCUUCCCCUUGUACGAAAGCUUCAACCAUGAUUUUGCCAUUCGAAGGUUUUGCCGAGCAAGAGUUGAGUUAGAGCGAGGAGAGUGGGAGGAGGCAAUGAAUGAGAUUGAAUCCUUUUCUCCUGAUGACGAAACUGGCACCCCCCACUUAGCUGCUUCAGAGGUGGAUGACCUUGUUGAUAGCUUCAUUAACAUGGAUGAUGGUGAUGAUGAAGAUAGAGAUGAUCGUAACUGCAAUAAGAACCAAGAUUUCCAUCAUUUUCAAGGUGAAAUUGAUGCAUUUUCGAUGGUAAAUGAAGAUUUCAGAGAUGAAUUAGAGAUGAGUGGCUCAUGUGAAGAUUUUGGAGUACAUGAAAUGGUGCCUAGUGUGGAAGAGGUGAGCCAUGGUGUAGACCAAGGGCUUCACUUGGUGCAUUUGUUGCUGGCAUGCGCCGAGGCUGUAGGCUGCCGCGACACACAGCUUGCAAACUCUAUGCUCUGCCAAAUUUGGGCAUCGGCUACUCCUUGGGGUGAUUCACUGCAAAGGGUUUCCUAUUGCUUUGCAGCAGGCUUGAAGUCCAGAUUAUCACUUCUUCAAAAUGUCAAUGGAAAUGGCACAAUCACUAACUGUGCCAUGGAUUUGCCCUUGAUAACUAGGGAGGAGAAAAUGGAGGCUUUUCAACUCCUUUACCAAACAACUCCUUACAUUGCUUUUGGUUUCAUGGCUGCGAAUGAGGCCAUAUGUCAAGCAGCACAAGGAAAGGAUUCCUUGCACAUCAUUGACCUAGGAAUGGAACAUACCCUUCAAUGGCCUUCCCUGAUAAGAACUCUAGCAUCAAGGCCUGAAGGUCUCCCAACUCUCCGAAUCACUGGAUUAACCAGUAAUCAAGAUCUACUAGAGCUUGAAGCCAGCAUGAAGUCCCUUGUCGAGGAUGCUAGCUCGCUAGGCAUAUCGUUGGAGUUCCACAUGAUACCGGAGCCACUUACACCAUCGCUUUUGACCAGAGAGAAUCUCAACUUAAGAGAAGGGGAAGCAAUAUUCGUCAAUAGUAUUAUGCACUUGCACAAAUAUGUAAAAGAGAGUAGAGGAUCUCUAAAAGCAAUCCUCCAGGCAAUCAAGAAACUGGGUCCAACUUUGCUUACAAUGGUGGAGCAAGAUGCAAACCAUAAUGGACCAUUCUUUCUUGGGAGGUUCCUUGAAUCCCUUCACUAUUACUCUGCCAUCUUCGAUUCCCUCGAGACUAGUUUACCUAGACAUAGUCCUCAAAGGAUGAAGAUAGAGAGGCUUCACUUUGCAGAAGAAAUUCGAAACAUUGUAGCUUAUGAGGGCUCAGAUAGAAUCGAGAGGCAUGAAAGAGCUGAUCAAUGGCGAAGACAGCUAGGCAGAGCUGGGUUUCAAGUAAUAGGGUUGAAGUGUUUGAGUCAAGCGAGGAUGAUGCUUUCUGUAUACGGGUGUGAUGGUUACACACUUGGCAGUGAGAAGGGCUGCCUCCUCCUUGGGUGGAAAGGCAGGCCUAUAAUGCUGGCAUCUGCUUUGCAACUGCACAAUGUUUCAUCCUCCUAGUAUCUUGGAUGACAUCGUCUCAAGGCAUAAUUAUUGGUCACUGGUUAGGCAUUGACAUUCAUCGAACUAGUAAUAGAACAUAAGAUAAAUUAUGUUCUUACCGACAAGCACAAUAUAUGCCUAAUGGCACUAAGUAUUCAAUCUCCACGGUUCUUUUCGAGAAAUUGCCGUUUUUGGGUUUCUAGAUUGGUUACAUAUCUUACAAAACUCCUUGGCUGGCUAUUGUCAUAUACUUAUUUGCACUUUCUACCUUCUAAAUGUCUAGAACCUUUUUGAUAGAAUUACAUUCUUUAUAUGUCUAGUAAGAGCACCGGAAAAAAUUCCUAUCACUUCCAAAUUCCAAUAAAAUCAACUGUAGAAAAGGAUGAGUACAAUAAAAUAUCAGGCUCCCAAGAUUUGGGUAGGUAAGCUAUGAGGUGCAUUCGCUGUAGUAUCCAGAAGCUGUGAAUUUCAUGAAUUACUUGAUAGAGAAAACAAAGUACAAGAUGCCACUGGGGCUUAGCCCAAGAUAGGGGCCUGAAGCCGUGAUACUCCUACCAAAUAAAAAAAAGAAGUCCAAGUUCUAAAGACACCACAAUUAGCAUAUUCAUGGUCUUAGCACGCUGAACUUGAACAUGGGUCACCGUAACUAAUACUGUUCCACGGCGCUUGAAGAAUUUUUCCAACUUCAUUGAAGCUCUCAAAGCUUAUACCAGAGGCCUUUCCUUCACAUGACGGGCUGGCCAAAGCCGGGGCUACCAGGUCUGAGCUCUUGUCGGUUUUGUUCUAAUCUUCACAGCCCCUGGUUUCUGCCUUGCAUUAUUUCUUCCCUGUUCUGAGCCCUUUGGCUCUGUUCUGGAUUCUGCUCUCCUCCUAAGGACACUUUUGUUUUCUCCUGGGGAUGUUUUAUCUUUACGUUUUUAGUUUUCUCAUCUGUGAUCCUAGGUAGAAUGGCAUUCUUGCUUUAUUUUCAUGUUUCAUGCUCUGCUUCGAAAGCUUGACUUCUUAGGAACUGGCCCUUACAGUUCCUCUUGUUAUGAUGCUUUAUGCUUUGACUUAAUAAAAUUCUCGUGCCAUUCAAA
This is a messenger RNA of Theobroma cacao (cacao), 2791 nucleotides long. NCBI's taxonomy places the organism in Eukaryota, Viridiplantae, Streptophyta, Magnoliopsida, Malvales, Malvaceae. The record is from RefSeq and is a predicted model, not a curated record.